Molecule: messenger RNA, 309 nt
Organism: Mugil cephalus (flathead mullet)
Lineage: Eukaryota; Metazoa; Chordata; Actinopteri; Mugiliformes; Mugilidae
Gene: rprma
Product: reprimo, TP53 dependent G2 arrest mediator candidate a
Exons: 1
Coding region: 1-309 (102 amino acids)
Source: RefSeq, a predicted model, not a curated record
AUGAAUAGCACCGCGUUCAACCAAACAGACAGCGGACUACUGAACAAGACAGAGGAGUUUUUCUGCUGCAACUUGUCAUCCGUGGUGACGGACAAUGGCUUUGUGGCCGCCGCUCCGGAUGAGAGGAGCCUCUUCAUCAUGAGGGUGGUCCAGAUCGCCGUCAUGUGCGUAUUGUCCCUCACGGUGGUGUUUGGCAUAUUUUUCCUGGGAUGCAACCUUCUCAUAAAGUCGGAGGGGAUGAUCAACUUUUUGGUUACGGACAGAAGACCUUCCAAAGAAACGGAGGCAGUUAUUGUUGGAGCCUACUGA